UGUGUGUUUAGAUGUGGAGUGAAGGCUUGUGUCAACUUGAGGCAAAUAGGCCUGACAACCAUCACCACACACAAAUAAACAUUUCAAUCUCCAUCUGUUUCAGAGAUGGUUUUUCUGUUAGUUUGCUGUGUCUGUGCUGAUGUGUGUGUGUGUGUGUGUGUGUGUGUGUGUGUGUGUGUAAGAGUGGAAAAGGCGAAAACUGCUGCAGACUGCAAGUGUUCCCUUCCUUCUGUGAAGCAAUCAAAGAUCAUUUCAUAUAUGUACAUUUACAUUUACAUUUACAGCAUUUGGCAGACGCCCUUAUCCAGAGCGACGUACAUAAGUGCUUCUAAAAUAUCUAACAUUGGAUACAUUAAUGCUGUCUCACUAGGUUACAUACUUAAGAUACCAUGAGUUUAAAACAAUGUUCAAAGUUACAAUGAAAAAGUGUCAAAGGUUUUUUUUUUAUAAAUGCAAAAGAUAGGGAAAGUUACUAGUUAAAGUGUUUCCUGAAUAAGUAGGUCUUCAACCGCCGUUUGAAAAUAGCCAGUGACUCAGCUGUCCAGACCUCUAGGGGAAGUUCAUUCCACCACCUUGGUGCCAGAACCGAGAAGAGUCUUGUAGUAUACUUGCCUCUUACCCUGAGAGAUGGUGGAACCAGUUGAGCAGUGCUGGUAGAUUGGAGGGUGCGAGGUGCAGUGCGAGGAGUGAUGAGGGCUUUGAGGUAAGAGGGAGCUGGUCCAUUUUUGGCUUUGUAGGCCAGCAUCAGUGUGUUGAAUCUGAUGCAUGCAGCUACCGGAAGCCAGUGGAGGGAUUGCAGCAGCGGGGUGGUAUGCAAGAACUUUGGCAGGUUGAAAACAAGUCGUGCAGCUGCAUUUGGGAUCAUGUGCAGAGGACGAAUUGCCUUCAUAGGUAGACCUGCCAGCAGUGCAUUGCAGUAAUCCAGUCUAGAAAUGACAAGAGACUGAACAAGUACCUGAGAAGCCUGUGUGGAUGAAAAUGGCCGAAUCCUUCUAAUGUUGUAGAGAAGGAACCGACAUGAGCGAGUCACAUUAGCAACAUGAGAGGAAAAGGACAGUUGAUUGUCCAUGGUUACCCAAAGGUCAUAUAAAUAGUGUAGUAUAAACUUUGGCUAUUGAUGAAUCCAAAUGAUUUUAUUUGUAUUUCCUUAUCAUGAACUUAGCAUGAAGACCUAGAUAGUUAAAGUUUGUCAUGACAAAUGUUAAUGUCAGCUUGACAACUUUUUUGUCAGCUUAUAAAUAAACUGAAGUAAGAAGACUUCUGUGCUGCUGGUAGAUUGAUAAGGAAUCUGUGUGGCAUUGAAAGGAAUGUAGAUGGAGGUUUACGCUGACGAGAGAACAUCAAAUGGAAAAAGGUGUGGAAUCUGAGCAAGGCAAUGAGGGAGCUUUCCAAGGAGAAAGAAGAAAGAUAAUCCAGCCGUCGUCUUUAAAUGAUCCGAAACUGGUAAAGCUCAAAGAGGUGCUGGUAGAAUGGAUCAACAGUACUCUGAAGCCAGAACACAUUGUGAUCCAGAAUCUGGAGGAAGACAUCUAUGAUGGACUUGUGAUUCAUCACCUACUGGGCAGGUUAGGAGGAGUGCAUUUAGCGGCUGAGGAGAUCGCAUUAACCAGUACUGCCCAGAUGUCCAAACUGGAGAUGAUUCUUCAGGCCCUCAACAAGGAGCUAGGGCUUGUUGAUGAAGUUAAAUGGUGUGCCAAACUCAUCCACAGUCGAGACCUGCUGGCGACUCUGCAUCUGUUGGUGGCCAUGGUGAAGCACUACCAGCCUGAACUGGCCCUUCCCCAAAAUGUCAGUGUGGAAGUCAUCAUGUUUGAGGUUAACAGAAGCGGCAUCAAAUCUGACAAGCAGAUAGAAUACAUCACUUUGCAAAGUGAGGAUACAGAAGGAUCUAAAAACGAUCCCAUAGAUGAACUGCUCAAGCUUGACACACACAAAAUUGCCACAGUUGAAAAGGCGCUCUUACACUUUAUCAAUAAGAACAUGACGCCAUUAAGGUUGCAGGUGUCUGACAUCGAGAAACAGUUUGCAGAUGGUGUGAUUCUGCUUUUGCUGAUUGGUGAGUUGGAGGGUUUCUUCAUUCCACUCUACGAGUUCUACCUCUCUCCUUCCAGCCACUCAGAGAUGCUUCAUAACGUCACUCUGGCUCUGGAUCUACUUAAUGACAAAGAAAUACAAGUACAGAAUGUUGACCCAGAAGAUAUUGUGUCCCAAGAUGUCCCAGCAACAUUGAAAGUACUCUAUGCCUUGUUUAAGAAACACAAGAACAAAUAAUCCUCUACUAGCCACAUCUACAGCCUCUGAUGAAAAUGAAAUGAAAGGUCAUGGGAUAAGCUUCUAAUCCACCUGGAGUGCAAUGUUGUGACUAAUAUACUUUAAGAAAUUGUGAAAGACACAGGCGUCUAGAUUUAAUAAAGGCAAGUGAACACUGGAUCACUCAGCACAUCACACAGAUUGGAUGUGGAUGGUGACAGAAUGUGACCACUUCCAUUUCUCUCUAAUUGAAUAGUUGACCUUGAGAUUCUCACUUGUCCUUAUUGACAGAAUGCAUUAUAGCUUCUGUCUCUCUUUCUCUCUCUCUCUCUCAUUCUCUCUCUCUCUCUCGCUCUCUCUCGCUCAAAUAAAUACAUUUCCAUCAAGAAA
Molecule: messenger RNA, 2640 nt
Organism: Tachysurus vachellii
Lineage: Eukaryota; Metazoa; Chordata; Actinopteri; Siluriformes; Bagridae
Gene: parvg
Product: parvin, gamma
Exons: 13
Coding region: 1345-2271 (308 amino acids)
Biological process (GO): cell projection assembly; establishment or maintenance of cell polarity; actin cytoskeleton organization
Cellular component (GO): focal adhesion; cytoplasm; actin cytoskeleton
Molecular function (GO): actin binding
Source: RefSeq, a predicted model, not a curated record